AAAGCCUAAUUUUGCUUAAGAGUGGUUUUGUAUGGUAAACGUGUGGUAAUUUUGCCGGUAGCCGCAAAUUUAAAUUAAGUAGAUAUUUUUGAUUAUUUAAAAUCUGAAAUUUAUAUGCAUGUAAAAAGCAAAGUGGAAAGCAUUCUUCCAGCUUGUUAUUUUACGGGUCAUUAUAUAUGUAAUUUUAAUGUAAUAUAACUAUGUAUUUUGUAUUUUAUUUGUCCAUUAUGUACUUGUAUAACGAAAAUAGGGCCACAUUUCUGAUUUAGGUUAAUUCAUUUUAUUUUGCAUGUCCCUAACCUAGUUUCAUUUAUUUUCAUGUUUUGUUCACUCAGUCCGGAUGGUAGCUGCCUUAAUGAAAUGUCGAUCGCUCAGUCAAUCAUAUCGCAAGCUUUGCCUGCUUUGUCGCCGCGCCUUAACUUGACCUUCAGUCCUAAAACAUCUGACAGGACUAGACUGGUUGAUUCCCAAAGCUACCCUGAUAACAAAACCAAAGAAACACGCAGCAGCUUACAAGCUAAUCUAUCACAAUUAGAAGCUACUAUUAAUGCAAAUAAAUCACCAUUAAGAGACAAUGAAGCUAACGAAACGCAAACACCGAAAAAUGAGCCUAGAGUUCACAGUGAUAAGGUUCAAACUGUAGUAACUCCAAGCAAAUGGCCGCUCAAACCCGGUGUUUUAGUUCAUGUGAACUCAAAUCACACACUGAGCCCUAAAAAUCAAGCAAGAAUGGCUGCGAAUGUGUCCCAAAACAAUGAUAAAGAAGAAGAUGCUACUUUGGGAUUACUUGAAAGAAAUAGAGUAAAAAGUGAUGAAGAAAGAUCGCCAACAAAAUCUGAGUAUUCAAAAAAGAAUGGUAAACCAAGAAGAAAUACCCAAAAUGUAGUGACAGGAAUAUUCAAAAAUUUGAGAAGGAAGAGUGAUAAUGAUUCUGAUGAUGACAGUGGUAAAUAUAAGAAGAUAAAUAAGACUAAUAAAAGAGCUGUGUCUUUAGUUAAUUUGAAUAAGCCGGUUUACAGUUUACCAAAGAGCAGAAUACGAUCAUUUUUCCAAAGCGAAGCGCCAAAUGUCAUUGUUACUGAAGGAGGUAGUUGUCAGAUUAUUCUGAAUUCGUUUAUUUUAUUAAGUUUGAUCACAAAAUGA
Cydia strobilella is the source of this 1143-nucleotide messenger RNA. RefSeq lists its product as uncharacterized. The transcript has a single exon. Lineage: Eukaryota; Metazoa; Arthropoda; Insecta; Lepidoptera; Tortricidae. The coding region runs from base 319 to 1143 and encodes 274 amino acids. The record is from RefSeq and is a predicted model, not a curated record.